AUUUUAUUUUAACGUUUUCCGUUUUCGUUUGUGGACAAGGUGGCGUGGCAUCGUGGUUCAUCUUUUUAAUUAAUUGUGACUUUUCUUCAUUUAAUUGUUAAAAACAAUAGCGCAAUUGUUAGUUCUUAGUGUCUUUUAUCAGUAAAUGCAGCAAUGAGUUACGGAAGACCUCCUCCUCGUAUUGAAGGGAUGGUUUCCCUUAAAGUGGACAAUCUCACAUAUCGAACCACACCAGAAGAUCUUCGCCGUGUAUUCGAACGUUGUGGAGAAGUUGGAGACGUCUACAUCCCACGGGAUAGAUUUACAAGGGAGAGUAGAGGGUUUGCUUUUGUUAGGUUUUAUGAUAAACGAGAUGCAGAAGAUGCACUUGAUGCUAUGGAUGGACGUAUGUUGGAUGGGAGGGAGCUCAGGGUUCAAAUGGCAAGAUAUGGAAGGCCAACAUCACCACAUCGAAGACAUGGACGUUCUGGGCGCAGGAGGUCACGAUCCAGAUCACGUAGACGUAGUACUUCUCGCACCAGGAGGCGUCGUUCUGUGAGUCACAGUCGGUCGCCCUCAAGGUCCCGGUCUCGCAGUAACAGCAAAAGCUCCAGAGGACGAUCACCAACUGGUUCAAAUAAGUCUAAUAGCAAGUCUAGAUCCAGAUCAAAAUCUAGAGAUUAAAGUACCAAGUACGGAGUCACAUUUAGCAAACAGACUUCAGUGACAGAAAAGGUACUUUUAAUUUUUUGCUUGUUUGUUUAUAUUAUCACACUUUGCUUUUCAAAAAAAAAAACAUCGUUUCUGAGGGAAAAAUGCUUAUUAUUAAUUAAAUAGAAUCAUCGCAGUUUAGCAUAACAGUUUUAAAUUGAACAGUGUGUUUAUUUACGUUCUUUUUUUAUGCUACUUAUCGUUAGUUUAUUAUUUUGUAAUUUUUAAAAAUUUAAAAUUAGUUAACUCUAUUAACGUUCUCAUUUUGUGUAUUUGAUUUUGUUCUUUUUCAUUAUUGUUAGUUGAAAAAGGAAAUAGUAAUAAUAGAAUUAUUUUUAAAGACUUAUGACGAAUUUAAAUUUUUCAAUACGUAUUUAAAGAGUUGUGUAUUUAAAGGAUCGUCGCGCUUGUAACCACUUUUAUUUUUUAAUUAUAGAUAUAACAAAUCCCUUAAUAAAACUUGAACAAAAUUGUCUUAAUAUGGACUUGAUUGAUUGAAAUUAAAAUUGUCUUUAAAUAGUAAGUUGGAUUAUAUUGGUUAUUUGAUAAGGGACAAAUUUUGUGUUUUAUUUUUUACUUUUUCUUUUUGUUUGUUUUUUUCUUUUUAUGUAAUCAUAAACAGGAAUUUAGCCAGGUUAUUUUUGCAUCAUUGAAGUAACCCAAACAUCUGGUUUGUUAUUAUGGGAUGUGUAAAUAAAAUUUUCUCUUACAUAAUUACUCGAGUAAUAAAAAUGAAAUGAAAUCCUUACUCUCCAAAACUAAUUGAAUCACUUUCAAAGUUUUUAUUUCUUUCAAAGACUCUGCGUUAGUAAUUAAGAGGCUUUCAUUUACUUUUUAUUCAAGAUAAAUAAGUUCUUAUUUAAGUGUCGCAUUGAAAAAACAAUUGAUUUUACUUGUUUGUUAAUUGAAAGGAACUGAUAAAUAGUAAUUGAAUAUGUGUGCGAUUGAUUAAAGUCAAAAAUCUUGAGAAA
Agrilus planipennis (emerald ash borer) is the source of this 1661-nucleotide messenger RNA. It is a transcript of the gene SC35, whose product is annotated as serine/arginine-rich splicing factor 2. NCBI's taxonomy places the organism in Eukaryota, Metazoa, Arthropoda, Insecta, Coleoptera, Buprestidae. Bases 154 to 663 code for a protein of 169 amino acids. Gene Ontology annotation, molecular function: RNA binding. The record is from RefSeq and is a predicted model, not a curated record. The transcript is spliced from 4 exons.